Messenger RNA from Spizellomyces punctatus DAOM BR117, 510 nucleotides. RefSeq lists its product as uncharacterized. Gene Ontology annotation, cellular component: actin cytoskeleton; Arp2/3 protein complex. Gene Ontology annotation, molecular function: actin filament binding. The coding region runs from base 1 to 510 and encodes 169 amino acids. The record is from RefSeq and is a predicted model, not a curated record. The transcript is spliced from 6 exons. Lineage: Eukaryota; Fungi; Chytridiomycota; Chytridiomycetes; Spizellomycetales; Spizellomycetaceae. Gene Ontology annotation, biological process: actin filament polymerization; Arp2/3 complex-mediated actin nucleation.
AUGUCAAACACUCUUCGCCCGUACCUUUCGGCAGUACGGUCAACAGUGACCGCAGCAAUGUGUCUGGAGAACUUCUCAUCACAAGUAGUCGAGAGGCACAAUAAGCCUGAGGUCGAAGCAAGAGUAUCCUCAGAAGUUCUCUUAACCCCGGUCGUCAUUAGCCGUAACGAAAACGAAAAAGUUCUCAUCGAAGGAUCGAUCAAUUCCCUCCGAAUUAGCAUCAAGGUCAAACAAGCCGAUGAAAUUGAGCGAAUAUUGUGCCACAAGUUUACCCGGUUUUUGAUGCUGCGGGCGGAGAGCUUCUUUAUCUUGAGGAGGAAACCUGUGGAGGGGUAUGAUAUUAGCUUUUUGGUGACAAACCACCAUACAGAAACGAUGUAUAAGCACAAGCUAGUAGAUUUUAUUAUCCAGUUCAUGGAGGAAGUUGAUAAGGAGAUUAGUGAAAUGAAGCUGAGCUUGAAUGCACGAGCUCGUAUCGUAGCGGAAUCGUAUCUGCAACAGUUUUCAUGA